AUGAUUGCCAAUUCAAUCAGGGCAAGAAGAAAGCAGAAACGCGUGACAAUUAUUGUGAUCUCCCCAACUUUCAUGUCCUCCCGGAGCGACAGAAGACGCGACCGAAGCUGGGAACGAGGUGACCGUGAUAGAGACAGAGACAGAUACUCCAGGAGCGGACGAGGCUUUCGUGACUCGGGUCGACGACGGUCUAGGUCAGGUAGUCCCCGAAGAGGUGACCGAGACAGGCGGGACUACCGCGGUGAACGAGAUGUCAACGCGAGAGACAGGGAAAGAGAUGUAAGGGAUAGGGAGAGAGAGGGAGAGAGGGAGAGAAAUAGAGAAGGAGAUCGAGAAAGAGACAAGGAAAGAGACAGAGAUAACGACAGAAAUAGAGAACUUCGACGACGGGAUCGUGAUAGCAAAGAUACUUCGAAACAGGAAGGAAACACUGGUCGCGAUUCAGACAUUACUCUGUCUAGGGAAGGAAGCAAUGCUGAACGUCGAAUCAACUUGGAUUCUGAUGCGCCAGAUCAUGUGGACGAUGUCGAGGCUAUGGUAGGCGUCGAAGACAAUGAUUCCGCAAUGAUGACGAUGAUGGGCAUGAGCGGUUUCGGUAGCACGAAGGGCAAACAUGUCGACGGAAAUCAAGAAGGUGCGGUCAGUAUAAAGAAGAUGAGAACUUGGAGACAGUAUAUGAACCGGCGUGGCGGAUUCAAUCGGCCUUUGGACAAAAUCAAGUGA
This is a messenger RNA of Marasmius oreades (fairy-ring Marasmius), 723 nucleotides long. RefSeq lists its product as uncharacterized. The record is from RefSeq and is a predicted model, not a curated record. Gene Ontology annotation, cellular component: precatalytic spliceosome. The coding region runs from base 1 to 723 and encodes 240 amino acids. Lineage: Eukaryota; Fungi; Basidiomycota; Agaricomycetes; Agaricales; Marasmiaceae. The transcript is spliced from 6 exons. Gene Ontology annotation, biological process: RNA splicing.